CGGAAGUUCCUCAAAUCCUGCAUGCUCUGUUCAGCGGGGGUGGAAGCCCUCCCUGGUUUGGAUGACAUCAUGGGUAAAAAAUUAUUAAGCCUUCUGCCUGAUGAAGAGAAAAAUGAAGUCUACCAAAAGAUUGCUCUCAAACUUCCUUUGUCAAACUCAGUAGGAAAACAUAUUGAUUUUUGCUGUCAUUUAAAAAGAGGAGAUGAUGAACAUGGUAGCAGCCCUGCUUAUGAAUAUGUGAAAUUCAUCCUGAGUAUAAAAGAUAUUUCCAGUGAGCCUUUGGUGCUCUUCCGUAGCUUCUUCCCCAGCCAGUCCCGUGAGCCGUCUGCCACGAAUGUUUCUUUGGAGGAUCGGUUUUAUCUGGUGGGGACUGUUUGUAUCCUCAGGGUUCAAAUUCUAAGGGACCUUUUCGCUGUAGAGGAGUCCGGUGAAGAUGUUCUGCUGGUCCCAGAUUCGGACGAGGAACAUCUACCUGUGGACCACAGAAGCAGUCAAGGCCAAAGAAGUUCUAGGAUGAAACUCCUGCAUGCUGAACCUGAUGCUCCUGCCUCAGAAGGUCAAGUUGAUAUUGCAAUGGUUGGCCAGUAUGGACCACAACAAUCUACUCGUGUCAUUAAAGGAAAGUCUGUUAUAUCUUAUGCAUCCAGCACAUCCACCUUGGAAAGCAUACCUGAAUCGCCAGGGACAUCAUCUUUGCAGGGCUUUGAAUCUGUGGAGCAGAUGGAGGAGGUGGAGCAGGUGGGUGAGGAGGAAGAGGUGGACCAGGUAGACCAGAAGGACCAGGAGACCCUCUCGUCCUCCAGUGUCUCUGCUGACGUCGGAUAUCAGUCACUACACCUGCCACAGUCCAUCAUAUGGUACAUCAACAGACGGGAGGUGGAGCUGAUGAAGAAGAUCCAGCAGCAUCUGGAGGAGAUGAUGCAGAUGCUGCAGGGUGAGAUCCGGAACCAGAGCCACGCGCUGGAAAUGUUGAAGGAGCAGCUCCAGGCAAUGCCGGGUUCCAAGUUCCAGAUGCAGCCGUCUUCCUCACGCCACAUUCACGGUCCUGAGCCCCAGUCUCUGGAGCCAGUGCCCAAGAAGCAACGCAUUGAGCUGAUGAGCAGGUCCUUCCCAGAACCCAGGGAGGCCAAGCAUUUCUGUGCCUCAUGUUCCUCUCACCCCUUCCAGUUCCCUGAGGAGCUGAAGCAGCCCUGUGUUACCUCUUCCCAGCAGCCCGCUCAGGAGCUGGUGCAGUACCUGCCACAGCAGGAGGACGAGCUGCAGGAGGUGAGGCCGCGGGAGCGGUCACAGCAGCGUGUUACCGUGGAAAACCCUGUGCUGCAAAUACUCCUGCCAAGCGAACCUGGCCUCUCCUUGCCCCUCGAUAGCACCCACACGUUUAUGCCGGCUCAGCCCAUCACGGUUCCUGUCCAAGUAGUAGCUGAGCCACAGCUCUCCAGCCACUCUUAUGGUGAAAACCCUGAGGACCUGGAAGGCAGGAGCCAUAGUUUUCUUCCUGAGGACCAGGUGAUUUCUUCUACCAUCAUCCCUCAGCUUCAGAUGAGUUCUAACUCAAACUUAGUCACGCUGCAGAUCCCAGAGGAUUACAUGCAACUUUGGCAACAACCACAAGACCCACAGCAUCACCUUUACCUCCAAGUUAAUACUUGGCCUUCCAGUGAGCAGGUCGCCCUGCAGGACCAAGUUACCUGGGUCCAGCAGGCACCAGCCCCUGACGCAGAAGUCCAGGGCGCCUCAGGUCUACAGACUUUCCAAGACCACGCGGGAUACGGGCCAGACCAAAUCUGCUACUUCAUGUCUGGAGCGCAGUCCAACUUUCACGAGUAGCGGCACC
Messenger RNA from Physeter macrocephalus (sperm whale), 1834 nucleotides. It is a transcript of the gene PASD1, whose product is annotated as PAS domain containing repressor 1. Bases 22 to 1827 code for a protein of 601 amino acids. The record is from RefSeq and is a predicted model, not a curated record. Gene Ontology annotation, biological process: negative regulation of DNA-templated transcription; circadian regulation of gene expression; regulation of transcription by RNA polymerase II. Gene Ontology annotation, molecular function: DNA-binding transcription factor activity, RNA polymerase II-specific. The transcript is spliced from 13 exons. Gene Ontology annotation, cellular component: CLOCK-BMAL transcription complex. NCBI's taxonomy places the organism in Eukaryota, Metazoa, Chordata, Mammalia, Artiodactyla, Physeteridae.